AUGGGUAGCAGUUCCAGCAAAGUGGGUUUAAUGUCAGAGCCUCCCAAAAAGAGCGAGUAUUUUAGUUUUAUGAAAAUAAAAUCCCCCAAAAAUGAAGACUGUGAUAAAGAUCUCCUCAAGCAUAAAAAACAGCCUUGCCUGUGGAUUGGAGGCCGCAAUGAACAAACUGGGAAUUUUAAAUCUGGAAAUAGACACCAAAACAUAUGUAAGGAAAAGUUCCGGACAAGGUUUGACCCACGGAUUACUGCAAGGUAUGACAUCAAGGCUCUGAUUGGUCGAGGAAGCUUUAGCCAUGUGGUGCGUGUUGAGCACCGGUACACUCAUCAGCCCUUUGCUAUCAAACUCUUGGAGGCCAGGGAGCACAAGGGUCGUGAUGCAUGCCAUAUCGAGCUUGUGAUUUUGCGAAGGGUCCACCACUCUAACAUCAUCCGUCUGGUGGAGGUGUUUGAAACUCCUCACCGUGUUUAUCUUGUCCUUGAGCUUGCCACAGGAGGAGAGCUACUGGACCGUGUAGUUUCAAGAGGCUCCUUCACAGAGCGUGAUGCCACCAAAGCUCUAAUCAUGGUGUCCAGAGGAUUAAGCUACAUUCAUGCACUGGGAGUAACUCACCGGGACUUGAAACCAGAAAACUUGCUGUACUACCAUCCAGGGCAAGACUCGCGCCUAAUCAUAACUGACUUUGGCCUGGCUUGCUGGAGUCGAAAAAGCCAGGCGGAGGAAUGUGAUGUAAGGACGCUAUGUGGUACACCCGAGUACCUGGCUCCUGAGAUGGUGGCUGGUCGAACAUAUGGCUGUGAAGUGGACAUGUGGGCCUUGGGUGUGAUUUCCUACAUCGUUCUGAGUGGUUCGAUGCCCUUCGAACAGCGUAGCCGGCCUCGUCUUUUCACGGCCAUUCUCAGAGGCAGCUACAGCUUCCACGGUCAACCAUGGAGUUCAAUCUCUAACCAGGCCAAAGACUUCAUAGAUCGUCUGCUGUGUGUCAACCCCGAGGAACGAAUGACUGCAGAGCAAGCUCUUAAACACCCCUGGCUACGCAACAUGGCUGCCUGCUCCUCUAACACGAACCUCCAUCGACCAAUAUCACGAAAUCUCCGUCAGCGGGCUUCACGCGCUUCCAAUUAUAGCACCGGUUCAUGCUCGGUCCCCAAGUCACGAUCUGUCGUGAGCUCUCGGUCACAAUUACGACCUGAUUCCAGACCAUUUUUUUGCACCAGAUCACAGCACAGUGUGGCAGUGUUGGCUUAAAGCACCUGUUCUGAGAUGACAAAAAAGCAUCAACUAAACCAGACUAAUCAAUAUUGCUGUUUUUUGAAAAUUGCUCCAUGCAGUGCUUUUUAAGUUACAGUAUAUGUUCUUUUUUUUAAAAUUGUUCAUAUUAAGUU
Molecule: messenger RNA, 1382 nt
Organism: Silurus meridionalis
Lineage: Eukaryota; Metazoa; Chordata; Actinopteri; Siluriformes; Siluridae
Product: serine/threonine-protein kinase H1 homolog
Exons: 4
Coding region: 1-1245 (414 amino acids)
Biological process (GO): protein phosphorylation
Molecular function (GO): ATP binding; protein kinase activity
Source: RefSeq, a predicted model, not a curated record